Molecule: messenger RNA, 1207 nt
Organism: Anopheles maculipalpis
Lineage: Eukaryota; Metazoa; Arthropoda; Insecta; Diptera; Culicidae
Product: epoxide hydrolase 4-like
Exons: 2
Coding region: 17-1207 (396 amino acids)
Molecular function (GO): hydrolase activity
Source: RefSeq, a predicted model, not a curated record
CCGGUAUCACUACGUAAUGGAUCAAUUAGUGAUCGGUUGUGUGCGGCGUGUGGUGCUCGUUUGUGGAAAAUUCUUGCUCCGGAUACUCCGCUGGCUGAGCAUAUCGUACUGGAUUCCCGCACCGAGACCCGACCCACCUGAUGCGCUUAACAGCAGCAAAUGGGGUACUCAUCGGUACAUCAAAAUUCAUGACAUAAAGCUACACUACGUGGAGAAAGGAUCCAGUAGCAAACCGUUGAUGCUGUUCCUGCACGGUUUGCCUGAUUUCUGGUACAGCUGGCGUUAUCAGAUGCACGAGUUUUCCCAAGACUACUGGACCGUAGCACUCGAUCUUCCCGGUUUCGGUCGUUCAGAACCACCCAUCUACAGUAUCACGUACAAGGUAAACAAUCUGGCACGAAUCGUCUGUUCGCUCAUCAACGCCCUUGGGAAAUCAGAUUGCAUUCUGAUCGGUAACGGUGCUGGAGCAAUACUUGGUUGGCACCUUGUGAACCAGUUCCCCGAGAAGGUGUCCAAGUACGUGAUGCUCGGAGCACCCUCAGAAGCCGUACUGCAGCAGCUGUAUGAUCGUGGUGCGAUACCACUGGGAACGUUACUUAAAGCUGGAUUCCUUUCCUGCCGAGCAGACAUUCUAAAGUAUCUAGCUCGUGCUGACGAUUAUUCGUUGUUUGAUGAUCUGCUCGGUGCAAAUUCCAAACCACAAGACCUGGAAGCGUACAAGUACACGUUCGCUCAGCGAACCGCACUAGAGCGAGCGUUGCUAGCUUUUCGAGAGAACUUUGUCGACUUUUUCCUGGAGCAGUAUGAAUUCCGCGUACGCAAAUCGUCCAACACACCGGGACUGUUUCUGUUUGGUGAAAAGUUUUGCUCAAUCGAUCCGGAAGAAUACGUGCCCUUGCUCGUGCACAUGUAUCGUCCGUUGGAGACACGCUUCAUACCACGGGUGGGUCACUUUAUGCAUCAAGAUAAUCCUAAAAUGGUGAGCAAAAUUAUAUCCGAAUUUCUUCGAGAACACACGAAUCGACCUAAACGAUCGAUUGUGGACGCACCGGCAAGGCAAAUAUUGGUGAAGGACGUGUGUGAUAAUUGUUAUGGAAAGGAGCACAGCAAACCGGGAGUGGCGCACCAUGAUGAGUGCGCUAAUAAUUGUGACGGUCAGGAGCAUAGACAUAUUUUCACUAAAGUAAAAGUUCCUAUCAGUUCGUGA